Funneliformis geosporum is the source of this 1011-nucleotide messenger RNA. The record is from the annotation of a GenBank genome assembly. Lineage: Eukaryota; Fungi; Glomeromycota; Glomeromycetes; Glomerales; Glomeraceae.
AUGUCAGAAGAACAUUUACCAAAUAUUCCAAUAUUUUUAUCAGAAGCACAAAACUUGGAGGAAAAGGCAUUAUCAACAAAGUUUCGUCAAAUUAAUGAAGCAGAGAUGGAAAGAAUUCGUCUUUGUAAUGAUACAACUAGCUCAUUUAGUACAGUAACAGCGAAUAGUAAAACUUCAAUGAAAUUUAAUAGAUAUUCGGAUAUUAUACCAUUUGAUCGUAAUCGCGUUAAAUUGCAUACUAAGAGAAAUGAGAAUAAAACGGAUUACAUUAACGCAAGUUACAUUGAAGCACCACAAAAAAUACGUAAAUAUAUAGCAACACAAGGUCCAUUGGAAAAAACUAUUGAGGAUUUUUGGUGCAUGAUUUGGGAACAACGUAGUCAUGUUAUCGUGAUGUUAUCUAAAGAACAUGAAAAGGGUAAAAUUAAAUGUUCCAAAUAUUGGCCUGAAACAAAUAGUAUGCCAUUUUUCUACCCAGAAUCGGGGUUGAAAGUUGAAAUAGAGAGUGAGGAAUUAGAACCGAAUUUUUCUAGUUUAAUUCGCACAUUUCGCUUAGAGUUGAACUCACAAGGGGGUGGUGAAAUGAUAAAUUCUCAAGGUGAUGGUAGUUCCCCACCUCAAUCAGGAGAUAACAUUGAAGUUAGAAAGGUGACACAGUUAUAUUUUGUUGGAUGGCCCGAUCACGGAGUACCAGAUUCACCCGAUAUCAUAUUAAAUUUAAUUAAGAAAACAAAUCAAUUUCAACAACAAUAUCAACAGGAAUCUGGGAACGACGUAGAGAUUGGACCUGCCGUGAUUCAUUGUAGUGCAGGAUGUGGUAGAACCGGCACAUUUUGUACUAUUGACGCUUGUUUGGCCAUGUUACCACAAUUUCCAAGUGACGAUAGUACAGAUUUAAUUGAGUACCUUGUGAAUUUUUUCAGGGAACAACGUAGAACCAUGGUUCAAACCCUUGGACAGUUUCAAUAUUGUUAUUUAGCCGUCCUCAGUAAACUUGUCAUGAAUAAAUAG